CAGCACUAGCAAGUAACUAACUGCGAGCUUUUCCUUGUUUCUGGUGAUCAAAACAGCUUCUAUUUCGACUUCUAUUCAGCAUAUAUCGGCAUUGGAAUGAUAUGCCCCUUCGUCAUAACCUAUUCACAAAUGCUCGGGGCAAUCCUCUCGUCGGGUAUAUUGUGGCCUUACAUAGAGACCAAGAGUGGUGACUGGUAUCCUGCAGACGCUCCCACAGCUCUAAGCGGUACUCAAGCUUAUAAACUCUUCAUUGGCCUCUCCAUCAUAAUCGGUGAAGGAGCUUAUAACCUUGUAAAGAUCAUUGUUAUUGGGUUGAUCAAGCAUAAGAACAAUGAAAAUUCUUCUGCUUUGCCUGUGGAGAACCCCUUCCGUGGGAAAAACCCUGUCCCCUAUGAUGAAGAGGUUAGAAACAAGUCCUUCCUCAAGGACCAAAUUCCAAAGAAAGUGGGAAUCGUCGGCUAUGUCUGCUAUUUCGCAAUUACUAUGACAUCCGUAGCAGUAUUCCCAUUCAUCUUCCCUAGUCUCAAAUGGCACCACGUGCUGACCCUGUACCUGAUAUCCCCCUUGUUAGGAUUCUGCAGAGCCUACGUGACCGGUUUGUCCGACAUGUCGAUAUCAAUGUUUUAUAGGAAGCCGGUCAUCUUAACCUUCGGUUUCUGGGCUGGAAAGUCCAGCGGCAGCAUCCUAGUCGCGCUCGCCGCUUGUGGGAUACUCCUGCAUUUCGUGGAGGCAGCUUCCAAUAUGAUGGAGUCCUUCAAACUAGGGUACAAGACACUUUCCUCCCCCAAAUCCCUAUUCUUGAGCCAACUGAUUGGGACUUUAGUGGGCUGUUUUGUCUCUCCAUGCAUCUUCUUGUACAUCAAGAACCACCACCCAGUUGGGUUUGGAACAUCAGAUUCCGUGUUUUCAGCUUCCUGGGCCAUCAGCGAUAGAGCUGACGCCAUGGAUGCAGCAAACGGGUUCUCGACACUGCCAAAGCAUUGCCUCAGCCUUUCUCUGGCGUUCUUUGUUGCGGCCAUUCUAGUCAGCAUGGUCAGAGACUCGAUGCCGAAGAAGUGGAAGAGCUUGAUACCGAUCCCCAUGGUGUUUGCCGUGCCGUUCUACGUCGGAGCAUAUCUCAGCAUUGACAUGUCUGUCGGGUACUUGAUUUUCUACCUUUGGAGGAGGAAGAACAAGGCCCAAGCCGAGGGGUUUGCUCCUUUCGUCGGGUCCGCACUGAUGUUUGGGGACGGACUGUGGUUGUUUCCUAGUACAGUACUCAGUAUGAAGAACAUAGUUGCACCAAUGUGCAUGAGAUUCCUGUCCAAGGAGAUGAGCGCUCAAGUUGAAACUUGCCUCAGCAGUGGUUCUUGA
Rhodamnia argentea is the source of this 1353-nucleotide messenger RNA. RefSeq names its product probable metal-nicotianamine transporter YSL11. The record is from RefSeq and is a predicted model, not a curated record. Gene Ontology annotation, cellular component: membrane. NCBI's taxonomy places the organism in Eukaryota, Viridiplantae, Streptophyta, Magnoliopsida, Myrtales, Myrtaceae. Bases 97 to 1353 code for a protein of 418 amino acids. Gene Ontology annotation, molecular function: oligopeptide transmembrane transporter activity. The transcript has 2 exons.